AUGAAUUCCUGGGACCUCAAUCCUUACUUGGUAACACCUGUGGCUAAGAUUUUUGCCAGAUGUGUAGCCUCAGGCAAAAUGACACGGGAACUUGAUGCUGACCCACAAAUAUCAGAAGUCUUUUCUUCUUCUUUAAAUGAGCUGAACAGAAUUGAAGAUAAUCUUGAAAAGGCUAAUGUAGAUUUAGAGCUGCUGAAGCUGGAUAAAGAUGUAGCAGUUGUCACUUACAGUCAUUAUCUCAGUCAAAGGUUUACCACCUUGCAGCAGUCCACAUCCCACCUUCAGACAGUGUUGCAAGAACAGACAAUCCUGCUAGAAAGGCUCACAAAACCACUGUGUCAGCAGAACCUACCCAUUCAGGCUGAUCUUCACAGGGAUUCUAUGGCUGCCCCAAGAACUAUAUGAUACUGGACCUUACCUGAGCAGAGACAGCGCCACCUGAUUCUCUUGUGAACUGUUUUAAUCUACU
Molecule: messenger RNA, 469 nt
Organism: Myxocyprinus asiaticus (Chinese sucker)
Lineage: Eukaryota; Metazoa; Chordata; Actinopteri; Cypriniformes; Catostomidae
Gene: haus2
Product: HAUS augmin like complex subunit 2
Biological process (GO): spindle assembly; microtubule nucleation; centrosome cycle
Cellular component (GO): HAUS complex; mitotic spindle microtubule; centrosome
Source: RefSeq, a predicted model, not a curated record